Messenger RNA from Venturia canescens, 3875 nucleotides. RefSeq lists its product as uncharacterized. Lineage: Eukaryota; Metazoa; Arthropoda; Insecta; Hymenoptera; Ichneumonidae. The transcript has 8 exons. The coding region runs from base 764 to 3700 and encodes 978 amino acids. The record is from RefSeq and is a predicted model, not a curated record.
UUGUUUCCGCUUUGUCUCCUCCGAACCGUGCUAUUCGCGAAUUUCGUCCACUGACCCUCCAACAGUCUCGGUCAUACAUCGGAAGAGGGCGCAAGGGGGCGGCCAGAAAAACGCUGCCAGUACAUAAUUUUUCUUAAAAAAUGUGUCUUUUGUCUCGGAUAUCGCGUUGUGGAAAAGAUCUCAUGAAUGUACGCCGCAAUUACAAAUAUUUAUCGAUUCGACGAAAUAACAAUACAAAUUAUGAAAACAAAAACAGAUCAAAAGUUCGGGUUUAUCUAACGAAUGGAUUUUUUUUCGUCGAAAAUUUUAACCUUUGAUUAAAAAAAACAAUCAUCUCUCCAAAUAAGAAUGUUCAGUUGAAAUGAGCGAUUUAGCGGUCAUUUAUAAACGAAUUCAAACUGCAGCGAUUUGAAUCGUUCGAUUUUUCGAAAACAGACGAACUCGAUUUAUUUCGUUGAAAAAUUAACCAGGCCACCAUAUACAAGGUUUGAAUAAAAGUAAUUAAGCACUGUGUAGGAGUCGAUUUCGGCAUUGAGUGUAUAGUAAUAGAUCGUACGAGAUCAGACGAAACGUUCGAAUCUUAUGUAUAUCUUGAAGCAUAAUGGUCCUUUUUGGCCGAGGGCGACAGUGCCCUCGAAAUCUUCGAAUAUAACCGGCUUCAUGCUUGAAUACAUAGAGAAAGACAGAGAGCUCGUUUUACGUGGACUUGGGCCUUUUCUUUCUUUUAUGAUGAGCGAGCGCAACGACUCAUAACGUGGGAAGAAUGGAAGUUGUGCUGUCACCCGGUAGAUUUGGCGACGAGACGCCGGGAGUGCCAUUUCAGAAAGAAGAGAUUCGAGAAUGGUCACACGUCGAUCGUCUCACUGGCAUGCUCGAACGUGCACGAGUCGAGACUGGAAGAUGGCAAACUUCCAAUCAGGGAGCUGCUAAAUCUUAUGGCAAAGUUAUAGACUCGAGGGAGAGAAACUCCGCGGAUGGGAGCAUCGUUCAGAGAGCACGCAGACAAGUGGAAAUAUUUCAGAGUCAGGGACGCGGCCGAUCGGUACAAGUUGUACGCGCCUCACAAUGGUCAUCCUCAAGAGUCACCGACUCAACAUCGGUUGUCGGUAAUUCCUCGUUACUUCCGCUUUUCAAUAAGGAAGAAAAGGAGGAAGAAAAAGAAGGAAAAUUAGUGGAUACAGCGAGAAUAGAGACGGCGAAGAAGAAGAAAAGUUUGUUGCACGAAGACACGAUCAGCGAACGUUUGAGCGCCUUGCUCGGUACGUUUUCCUAUCCGGUAUCGUCGACGGUCCCAUUACGACGGAUCGACUCUAAAUACUCGAGUCGCGCCGCGAUUCUGACAAGUCCAAAGAGAAGCAAUUCCAACGAGGAUCUGGCGAUAUUGUCGCGCGUAAAAAUAAACGAGAAAGAAAAAAUGCCAUUCGGAAUGGAAAAUUCUUCGACCAGCGAAGAUCGAACGAGGAUUAAAUAUUCUGCGGUGAAGCUUGAUCGUGAUGAAUUUGAAAAAAUUCGUAAAGCCACGGAUUCGAAACGGGAGGGAGAGAAACGAAUUUCGAUGGGCUUCAACAACGAGGAAUUAACGAGCAGACCCACAAAAUCCGCUAUUCAACUGCCUCCGUCCAGUAAAUCCAAUACUACGGUUGUGAAUUUAAUGGGCGACUCGCGAAGGAUAAAUAAUCCAGAAAUUCUCGAUGGUAAACACUCCAACGUCAAUUGGAUCCCGACGAGUUCAACAAAUUCAAGAGAGACACGAGAGAGUGAUUCGGAAAACGGUAACGCGUCGCGAAAUGGAAAACCUGAGGAGUCCAGAGGUUUUUCUGCCUCUCAAAAAGCACCGAAACGCGUAGGCUUUUCCAAAACGGAAAUACACUUCGUCGCAGACUCGGGCAAGGUCAAUAUCGUCGAAACCGACGAAAAACCUCCGCCAACUAAUAAAUUUCGUCGUAGAAGACGUCUCACGGGUUUUGUCGCGAACAAAACCGUGCCCGACAUUCAUGUCAUUCCGUACGAACCCAAAAUAAACUCGCCAACAACCCUUCGAUCAAUUACUGGCCCUUGUGAUCCCGAGGAUAAUCCGAAAAACGAACUCCAGCGUGGCCACACUACUACUGUCAAACUUGGCAGCGAAAUUUCGAAUAAUCAGGAGAGAGAUUUUCCAGGACUUCAAGAAGCUACGAGCCAGGGAAUUCUUCUACGGCUUGAAAAUCGCAUUUACGAUCGUCUCGAAGCUUGCACUUCAAAAAUUCUCGAUGACUCGGAUUUCUGCAAAAAUGUACACCACGAAAACGCUGGCAAAACGGAAAUUCAAGCAAGUGCCCUCAAAUCUACUCGUCUCAUUAUGAACUUGACGAAAAAUCCGAAAUCGUCGAGGAUCAUUCCUGACGCGGAGAUUUGGGAUAAUCACGAGAAGGAAGAUGAUUUUGGGGAUGAUGCAAAGAGAAUAAACCCAGCAAGUUCCUCGAGCCGUUGCAUCGACUGGCAGAACGAAAACGAGUCUAAAUCCAUCGUCCUGGAUACACAGGAGAUAAAAAUGCCUUUAGACCAUCAAAAUGUCAACUCUUGUGAAUUCACAACGAUUCCUCUAUCUACGGAAAUCAAAAAUACUCACGAGAAAAUCGAAUCCAUUAGAAUAGACAACGGCAACAAUGAUAAAAAUGAGCAAUUGGAAUGUGAUAAAAAAUCAACCACCGCGAUACUCGCAAAAAAGGAUUUCCCGUCUCAGGAUUAUGACGUGGUGUGUAGGGAUGCUGAAAAUAAUCAAGUCGUACUUAAAAUGGUGACGACUCACGAGCCAACAAUCGCUCGCGUUGAAAACGAUCAUUUUUCUAAAAGAAUUAAAAAACCAACGAUCAAAAAGAAAUCUACGAAAACUGAGGUGCCAGCAAAGAAAAAGUUGCAAAAAGAGCAUACUUAUGUGAAUAUUUUUACUGGAUCAAGAAAUGUACCGAUUUACGAAAAUUUUAGAAUAGCGGAACCUCGAAAAUCGGAUAAAGUCACGAAUCCCAUUAAAAAAGCUGAUAAAUUGUCUUCGGAAAAAAAUUCACGAAUACCAGACCCGAAGGGUCAACUUCCACUGGCAAAUAAUGCUCCAGUACUGAGAGAACUAGAAACUCCAAAUUUAGAAAAAACAAAGAGCAGCGUUGAUGAAAAAUUGGAAAUUGCAGAAACUCCCGCAGUUUUGAAGAUUGUCGAUAAAAAAAUAAGCGACAAAAUCAAGGAGAGCAAAUUAACUUUGGGCAAUAAAAAAUUAGCCCAAUCAUCUUUGAACUCGGGUGCAAGUUCGAAAUCACGAAUAAGCAAAGUAUCGAAAAACUUGACGGAAAAAGGAAAUCCCAAAAGUCCAAUUGCUGCCUCGUCGAACGAGAGAGAUUUGAGACUCGUGAAUGAAACUUCGAGUCACGAUAUAAAAACGCAUCCCUCGAAUUUAAGCUCGAGAGAUGUUUCAUCGACGAGGGUCAUGAGAAACAAUGAAAUUCGAAAAAAACCCAUGGAGGUUGUUUAUCAAACAGCUGUAUAUAAUAUGAAAAAUGAAAAAUUGUCGAAACCUCAGAAAGGCAAAGAAUCCAAGGGACCAAGAUAUCUCAAUGAACUAAUUUGUGGUGCUAAAACUAAGCGGGAUUCCAAAACAAAAACCUCGAACACAAUUCAACAUUCUGCUCAUAAUAAAGGUGCUUCGCAAACUGUCAGACACUGGAAAUAGAGAAACGGUUCUGCAGCAGCUGCAACUUUCCUUAAAAAAUGUUCCGUCCUCCCAACAUGGAAUUAUAGUCCUCGAAAAGAAACCAGCAUUAGAAAACAAUAUCAAAGUGCUAGAAAAAUGGAAGAAUUUUUUAAAAAAGCAAAAAUAAAAAAACAAUAAAUUCUAGAUUUAUUCA